UUCCGCUGGAUCUUCAACUAGCGCUAAAACCUCACAAAACAAAGAAAGAAAACUGCAGCUGGACUUAUCAACACGACAGGCAAAGCAGGGAGCAAAUGCUGGGAACAAAAGAAAAAAGGGUAAACGGAUAUUUACCUCUGAGUCAGAGAUUCAGAAAGAAAGAGAGAGGAUAGAACAGGACCAUAACAUCAACCUCAAAAAAAUUGAAGACCGUUCGUCAAUGACUCAAGAUGCCGCUGCCAAUGAUUUGGGAGUUGGCAAAUCAACACUGAAGCGUAUAUGUAGAUUAUACGGUAUAACUAGAUGGCCACCCAAGAAUAAGGAGAAGAAAACAAAAUGCUCCCACUCUCGUAAAAUGAAAUCAAUCCUCCCUGCUGAGGAAGAUGUCAAUGCUAGAACAAAAUUCCAGCAAUCUUCUGAUUCCCCUAACAAGGAAGACACAAUUAAUGGAGCUAAAGUUGGAGCACAUGUUACAGAAAUCCUAGAUGGUACAGCUGUGAUUACAAAGGUAAAUUAUGGAGAUAGGAUGCUAAAAUUGAAGCUAACUAGUUCUUCUAAGAUGAAGGAUUUAGAAGAGGAAGUGGUAAAGAGGGUCGAGUCAUCGAUCGAAAGUUUUGAUUUCACGUAUGUAGAUAAAGAGGGUGAUACGAUAUUGAUAAAAUGUGAUGAGGAUUUGACGGAAUGUUUUCUGCAUUCUAGAUCUUCAGAAAGCGCGACUGUUAAGAUGUCCAUCACCCCAAAGUCUUAAAUUAUGCAAGUCUUUCUUUCUUUCUUUCUAGUAUAUGUAGUUGGUUAUCUUUUGAAUACUUUUCUCUCAAAAUGAAGUUGGUAGUUCUUUUC
Molecule: messenger RNA, 840 nt
Organism: Nicotiana tabacum (common tobacco)
Lineage: Eukaryota; Viridiplantae; Streptophyta; Magnoliopsida; Solanales; Solanaceae
Source: RefSeq, a predicted model, not a curated record